AUGUCACUCCAGCGGCUGAGCUUUGAGAAAACGCUGGAAAACACCAACAUCAUGCUGCUGACGUUGGGAAUACCACCGUGCGAGGAAUACUACCCACCCGGAAAACUGGCCGCAAUAAAACGCAAUGGCUUGUUCAUUGUUUCGUUUCUACUGCUCUCGUACACGACGGUCGGUGAGGUGAUCUAUCUGCUGCAGUUGUUUCAAAGCGAUGUUACUUUCCUGGAGGUGACGUUCCAAACACCCUGUAUUGGAUAUUGUACCAUAGGCGUGUUGAAAAUGGUCAUUCUGGCGGUGCGCCGGAACACGAUCGCCGAGCUCGUGGGAGUUUUUCGCGCUAAAUGGCAGCAGGCGAUUAUCACCGCCGAGCAUCGUAAAGUGUGCGAGGACACCAUGAGCCCCGCUAUUUUGGUGACUACCGUGACGGCCCUGGCCAACGUGGUGAUGGGAAUAGCCUUCACCAUACUCCCCAUGGCUGAAAUGAUCUACCAUCGCUACCACACGGGCACCUGGAUCCGGCUUCUAGCCUUUAACAUCUGGUGGCCUUUCGACGCACUAGCCGGGGCCAAGUUCUUUUGGUUCGUUUACCCACUGUACGUGGUCAUCGGUUUUUCCGGUAUCAUCAUACACAUGGCGUUUGACUGCUUAUUCUGCAUACUAGCCGCCCAUCUCUGUAUGCACUUUCGCAUUCUCAAGCAUAACGUCGAUCUCAUGGUGCAAGGAAUGCAUCAAAAAGGCUGCAGCCAAAACAUGAGCCGUCUGCAGGACGCCAUCAUCACCCAUCAGGAUUUAAUCGGUUGCAGCGUUUUCAUGCAGGAUGUGUUUGGAAACAUGUUGUUCAUCAAUUUCCUGGGCAGCUCCAUCAUCAUCUGUAUCCAAGCGUUCAUGAUAACGACCGUCACAGGUUAUACGCUUGUUAAAUUUGGCUUGUUCAUGUUGUGCUUUUUAAUCGAACUGCUGAUGUUGUGCGUGUAUGGAGAAGACAUCGUACAAUCGAGUGAAGACGUCGCGAAUGCAGUGUACGGUUGCAGGUGGUAUGAGGAAUCGAAACCGUUCAAGCGGUCCAUCCUGCAGAUUCUGCACCGUAGCCAGGACCCUGUCAUACUGACUGCCUGGAAAAUUUGGCCCAUUCAAAUGAGCACCUUCAGCAGGAUCCUACAGGCUUCAUGGUCCUACUUCACCCUGUUGAAAACUGUCUAUGCAAACGAGUAA
This is a messenger RNA of Anopheles nili, 1209 nucleotides long. Its product is annotated as odorant receptor 4-like. Gene Ontology annotation, molecular function: olfactory receptor activity; odorant binding. Gene Ontology annotation, biological process: sensory perception of smell; detection of chemical stimulus involved in sensory perception of smell. The transcript is spliced from 7 exons. The record is from RefSeq and is a predicted model, not a curated record. The coding region runs from base 1 to 1209 and encodes 402 amino acids. Gene Ontology annotation, cellular component: plasma membrane. NCBI's taxonomy places the organism in Eukaryota, Metazoa, Arthropoda, Insecta, Diptera, Culicidae.